Molecule: messenger RNA, 1317 nt
Organism: Lichtheimia ornata
Lineage: Eukaryota; Fungi; Mucoromycota; Mucoromycetes; Mucorales; Lichtheimiaceae
Exons: 3
Coding region: 1-1317 (438 amino acids)
Biological process (GO): amino acid transmembrane transport
Cellular component (GO): vacuolar membrane
Molecular function (GO): amino acid transmembrane transporter activity
Source: RefSeq, a predicted model, not a curated record
AUGAUGCAAGAUAUCAAGGACGAAAAAGCUGAGCACGUUACCCAAUCCGUGGAGGAAUACGUCUUUAAGGAGGAUGAUAAUGCAUCCCAACACCAAAACGAAUUUGGUCAUGGCAACGGUAGCUGGUCUACUGCCUAUUUCAAUGUCGUUUGUGUUGUCGCUGGUACCGGUACUCUUGGUUUACCAAAAGCAUUUGCCACUGGUGGUUGGCUUGGUAUCCUGAUUUUGUUCCUUGCAUGGGCCAUGUCCGUUUACAGUGGUAUCGUUCUUAUCGAAUGCUUGUACCACAAGCCUGGUGAACGUUUACAUGACUUUAAGCAAAUCGGAAAAGCUGCCUAUGGUUGGGUUGGCUAUGGCAUCACUGCUCUCCUUCAUUUCCUUAAUCUUUUUGGAUGCCCUGCUUUAUACCUUGUUCUUGCAUCGGAAAACAUGCAUCAGAUGUUGGCUGGCACUACGGGUGCCUUGACGCAACCAAUUUGGGUCAUUAUUUGGGGUUGUUUUCUUUUGAUCCCCUUGAUUUUGUUCCGCACGCUCAAGGAAAUCACCGUCAUUGCAGCUAUUGGCGCCAUUUGCACAAUGAUGGCUGUCUUUGUUGUGGUGAUUCAAGGCCCUAUGUAUCACAAUGCCCAUCCUGAGAUUGAGGUGACGCACGAUGGCGUGAUCUGGACCGGUUUUCCAUCCGCUCUUUCAACAAUUGCUUUCUCCUUUGGCGGUAACAACACCUAUCCUCACGCUGAACAUGCUCUUAAAAAGCCCAAGCAAUGGAGAUGGGCUGUCACUGCUGGUCUUACUACUUGUACCGCUCUCUACAUCUUGACAGCUGUUCCUGGUUACUGGAGCUUUGGCAGUGCUGUAAAGUCUCCUGUGUACGAUUCGCUUCCUGAAGGUGCUGGCAAGUUGUUGUCAAUGAUCGUCAUGACCAUUCACGUGAUUUUCGCCAUCCCCAUUUACGCAUGUUCCUUUGCCUUGGAGUUUGAACGCUUUUGCCGUAUUGAUGAAACACGUAUCGGCAAGAUCUUUGCAUUCUUGGGUCGUGCUGCUGUACGUUCCGUCACUAUCGUCAUUCUCUGUAUCCUCGCUAUUUUCAUCCCUUACUUUGAUGCUUUCAUGAGCUUGAUCGGUGCAUUGUGCAACUGUGGUCUCGUCUUCCUUAUCCCUGUGCUUUGCCAUUUGCGUCUCUUUGGUAUCCGCAAGCGUCCCAUCUAUGAGCUUGCCUUUGUGGCACUCACUCUUCUUCUUGGUGUUGUCGGUUGUGUCUUUGGUUCUAUUGAUGCCGUCAAGGACCUCAUCUCGAAAUUCAAUGAAGACCACCAGUAA